CCUGUUGUCAGCAUGGAAAACCCAUUCCUGAAGCCUGCUGAAAGAUGCAUUUUAUGCAAACACGACAUACCACUUGACUACAAGAAUGUGAGAUUGUUGAGCCAGUUCACAUCGCCGCACACUGGCCGCAUAUAUGACCGAGGUAUCACUGGCUUGUGCCUUUUCAUGCAGAAAAGGAUUGCCAAGGUCAUCAAACGAAGCAGAUACUUUGGUUACAUGCCUUAUGAAAUGAAAGAUCCUAAAUAUGUAACAGAUCCUAAAUUGUUUGAUCCUUUCAAAAGAAGAUAG
Molecule: messenger RNA, 288 nt
Organism: Helobdella robusta
Lineage: Eukaryota; Metazoa; Annelida; Clitellata; Rhynchobdellida; Glossiphoniidae
Exons: 3
Biological process (GO): mitochondrial translation
Cellular component (GO): mitochondrial small ribosomal subunit; ribosome
Molecular function (GO): structural constituent of ribosome; small ribosomal subunit rRNA binding
Source: RefSeq, a predicted model, not a curated record